Messenger RNA from Haemonchus placei, 111 nucleotides. The record is from the annotation of a GenBank genome assembly. Lineage: Eukaryota; Metazoa; Nematoda; Chromadorea; Rhabditida; Trichostrongylidae.
AUGUCCAUCGCAAAGAGAGGGGUUCUGGAACUGCGAGUUACUAUGGAUGAGUGGGUCGACACAAUAAUCUCGAAGAGCCUUUCACUCUGUGCUCUCCAUUCCAUUCCAUGA